Molecule: messenger RNA, 2327 nt
Organism: Euleptes europaea (tarantolino)
Lineage: Eukaryota; Metazoa; Chordata; Lepidosauria; Squamata; Sphaerodactylidae
Gene: MTF1
Product: metal regulatory transcription factor 1
Exons: 11
Coding region: 150-2327 (725 amino acids)
Biological process (GO): positive regulation of transcription by RNA polymerase II; central nervous system development
Cellular component (GO): nucleus
Molecular function (GO): RNA polymerase II cis-regulatory region sequence-specific DNA binding; DNA-binding transcription activator activity, RNA polymerase II-specific
Source: RefSeq, a predicted model, not a curated record
CCUGUCGGACCGAGUCGGGCCCAGGGCUGUGCGGGGCCUGCCGGCGGGUGCCAUGGCACCGACACGGGCUCGGCUCGGCCUGGCCUUGCGAGGAGCCGGUAAGCUGUUGCUUAUUUAUCCUGCGACUCUACCCUGAAUUCCUCUGAACCAUGGGGGAACACAGUCCUGAGAGUGUCAUCUAUUAUGAAGUGGAGGAAGAUGACUUGACACAGGAGGAUAAACCGUUAAGGUUUGUGGACAAGAAUGGCCUUGUCUCAUCUUUGUCACGGACGGUGUACGACAGAACAACAGUCCUCAUUGAACAAGACCAAGGGUCACUGGAGGAAGAAGAAGAUGAAGGGCAGUGUGGCGAUCCUCUGCCUUUUCUACCUGAAGGUCAUGAGGACAGGUUUCAUUUGAUAGCGGACCAUGAAGGAAUAUCCCAGGGUUACGUCCAGCACAUUAUUUCUCCGGAUCAGAUUCAUUUGACUAUCAAUCCUGGUUCAACUCCGAUGCCACGAAACAUAGAAGGAGCCACCCUCACUUUGCAGUCAGAGUGCCCUGAGACCAAGCUUAAAGAAGUGAAACGCUACCAGUGCACAUUUGAGGGGUGCCCUCGUACCUACAGCACCGCAGGCAACCUGCGCACCCACCAGAAGACACACCGAGGGGAAUACACCUUUGUUUGUAACCAGGAGGGCUGUGGGAAGGCUUUCCUGACCUCUUACAGUCUCAAAAUCCAUGUUCGAGUCCACACCAAGGAGAAACCUUUUGAGUGUGAUGUUCAAGGCUGUGAAAAAGCCUUUAAUACACUGUACAGGUUGAAAGCCCACCAGAGGCUUCACACAGGGAAAACAUUCAACUGUGAAUCAGAGGGUUGCAGCAAGUACUUCACCACGCUCAGCGAUCUGCGCAAACACAUUCGGACUCACACAGGGGAGAAGCCCUUUAGGUGUGAUCAUGAUGGCUGUGGAAAGGCUUUCGCUGCAAGUCACCACCUGAAAACGCAUGUCAGAACACACACAGGUGAGAGACCCUUCUUCUGCCCUAGCAAUGGUUGCGAGAAGACCUUCAGCACACAAUACAGCCUCAAGAGUCACAUGAAGGGGCAUGAGAAAGGCCCCUCCUACACUGUGCUCUCCAACAGCAACAUCUCUGAGGAUACGAACCACUCGCUCUGCCUGAGCGACUUGAGCCUCAUGUCCACGGAUUCAGAACUGCGGGAUAAUUCUAAUCCAAUGCACGGACAGGACCUGAGCACCAUCUCACCAGCCAGCAUUUUUGAGUCCAUGUUCCAGAGCCCGGAGCCUCCUGCCACUCAGGAAGACUCUCAGCAGACAGCCGCCUUGAUCGAAGGUGUUGGUGGCGACGCAGACCCGGCCCCUGCCAGCCAGCCAUCAGCAGGAGAGGCCAGACCUUUGUCCCUGCCGCUCGUUCUGCACCUGGGUAUCGCUGAGCCCGCCCACCCCGUGCCACCCCCAGCCCCCUCCAGUCCUCCGCGAGAAGCGUACGGAACCCCAGCUGCUCUCUUACAGACCCCAGAAGUGCCUGCUCCAAACAGCACAUUCUUUGCAGCGAAUCCUCAGAGCUUCCUGCAGCCCGUUCAGCCGCCCCUGCCGCCCCUUGGGACUGGGCUUCCUGUGGCCCCGGGUGCUCCCGCGCAGGCCGUGGCCAGUGCUCCGGAGGUGCUACCUGGCGGCGUUCAGACUGUGCCCCUCGGAGGGAGCUCUGUGCUGUCUGGCAGUCCGACCAUCACCAUAACCCCUUCGCAAAGCGCAGCCAUUCUGCAGUCCAGCAUCGUCAUGGGGGAGCAGAACCUCCAGUGGCUUCUCAACGGUGCCAGCAGGAUGUCCCAGAACCAAGAGCAAAUGCCGCAGGCCCCGGUGGUGGAGAACGUCUUCUUUACUACUGCCGUGCCUGUUUCUGCUAAUGCAGGGAGCUCCGUGCAGCAGAUUGGCCUGAGCGUGCCCGUGAUCAUCAUCAAGCAAGAGGAAGCCUGCCAGUGUCAGUGUGCCUGCCGGGACAUGGGCAAAGAGAAAGCCAGCAGCAGGAAGAGCUGCUCCCCGUCUGACCCCAAGUCCUCGGGGGAGCCUCCGCCAGGGCCUCAGCCCUUCCCUGUUGCCGCUGCCCCCUCUGCUGCCACCCUCUCUUCCACGUUGCCUCCUUCCUGCGAGCAGAGCGCUCUGGCGGGGAAGCCGCCGGACUCGCAGACCCGAUCCCUAAGUGCCAUGGACGUUUCCGACUUCCUUUCCCUCCAGAGCCGUGAGGCCCCCUCCCCGCUGAUCCCCCUCGAAGCCCUGCUGCAAGGGGAGGAGGAGCUCGCUCUGGGCAGCACCUUCCCCAAGUGA